GUAACAUUUUAAAGUCAUGCACGGAUUAUUACGAAUUCGUAAAUGUCAAAUAAGCACAAUUGUAUGACAAUUUAUUAAGGACAGACAUUUAGAUAAACCUGUCUAUGAGUGUGCUUUUUUAAACUCAAAAUUUGUGUGUAACCAUGCCACUUGUUUAUGGUAUGCUUGUCAAGUGUCUAUUUAUUCAUUACAGAUGGAUUUAUGGAUUUUUUUUCUUCUCUGGUUUAAAAAAUUGAAAUUUAAUUCAUUCUCAAAUUCUGGUUUCUCCUUCAGGUAAAGUCAGAUAGUUGGGUCUGUAGGUUCAAUAACAUGAUGAAUGAUGCUUUCACACAUGAAAUAAAAAUGUUCUUUAUACGAUUUGAAGUUUUUCUUAUCAAAUUUCGCCAUUAUAUUCCAGUGAAUAGUUUAAUAUUGAAAAGUUCUCUAAUUUUAUCAGUCCUUAUGUUAUACUACUUAUUAUAUUCGUCCAUUGAAGUUAGUAAUGAUUUAAAUCAGUUUCAGACAGAAAGAUACAGAGAAGUUCGAAGAAUUUGUGAAUAUUUGCUCAAAAAUAAAAUUGUACAUCCCAAUAAUGGAGUUUUUGAAAGAAUUCAGUCACAUUGGAACGAAAGCUAUAUGAAUUUAUCAAAUCAUAAUACAUGUGAAAAAUUUAAAUUGUUCCAAGUUCAUGUCAUUCAAUCCUCAAUAGAAGAGAAACUAUUUCCUUUAGCAUUUAGUUUAUCUGUUCAUCAAAAUAUUAAACAAGUAUCACGUCUCCUUCGACUGAUAUACAGAUCACAUAACUUGUAUUGUAUUCAUGUAGAUUCUAAAUCCUCAAUUGAAUUUUAUAAUCAAGUGUUAGAGUUGGCCCGAUGUUAUGGUUUAAAUGUGAUGGUGUUGAACCGGACAGAAAUUGUUAAUAUUCAGUGGGGAUAUUAUUCCAUACUUGAAGCGUUUCUUGUAUGUGCAGAUAAAUUAAUAAAAAACACAGACUAUAAGUGGAAAUAUAUAUUGAAUGUGAAUGGACAAGAAUUACCUUUGAGGACAAACUGGGAGUUGGUUGCGGCAUUAAAAGCAAUAAACGGAUCGAAUGUCGUCGAAGGCAUAGGUCCAAAUUUCAACCCUUCACGUUGGCCUAAAAAGAAGUUCUCAUUUCCCAUUAUUUGGAACAAGGGAAGCUUUUACAUGGCAUUAAAGCGAGAGUUUGUUCAUUUCUAUCAAACUGAUCGAAAAGCAAAGGAAAUACUCAACGCGAUAAAAUCGGAAAGACACUUAAAAAAACAUCCAGAUGAAGUAUUUUUUCCUACACUAACUCAUAAUCCAUUACUUGGUGCCCCUGGUGCUUGUAAUGAAAUUCAUGUUACUAAUAAAUCAGAUCCACGGAAAAAUUUCGUUGCUCGUUAUGUAACAUGGUUUCAUGAAGGUUGCAAAAGUUCCAGAGUGCGUAAUGCUGUUUGCAUUAUAGGCAUAAACGACCUUCCAUAUAUAACAUCACGAAUCGAAUUUUUCGCCAAUAAGUUUCAUGAUGAUUUUGAGCCGAUUGCAUAUGAUUGUACAGAGUAUUAUAUCAUGAAUAAAGUUUUAAACGAGAUGAAAAGUAAACAAUUAGAUCCAAGUUUUAAUGUAACACCUUACUCUAUAUUGCAUUGUUCACAAAAUCAUAUCUAAUUUCAAAAAAAAAAAGAAAAACGGUUAUUUAAUUACCAUAGUCAACUUAUGUUCAUUUUCAUUUGUUAAUGUUGAUUAAUUUUAAUAUUUCAGAUUUUACGUAUUUUUUUGAAUACACUAUUACGGCAGAGAAUUCUAUGUCUUAUAACAUAAUUAUUGUAAAUGACAAUUUUUACUUGAUAAACAAUUGUGAAAAUACAAUUACUAUUGUUUGUUUGAA
Molecule: messenger RNA, 1867 nt
Organism: Schistosoma rodhaini
Lineage: Eukaryota; Metazoa; Platyhelminthes; Trematoda; Strigeidida; Schistosomatidae
Source: the annotation of a GenBank genome assembly